This is a messenger RNA of Parnassius apollo (apollo), 957 nucleotides long. The record is from the annotation of a GenBank genome assembly. Lineage: Eukaryota; Metazoa; Arthropoda; Insecta; Lepidoptera; Papilionidae.
AUGUUGAUACGCAAAGGAGGGCGCCAACCAGCCACAUACCCAGACCGAUAUCUUUAUCUUCGCGUGCACAAUCCCUACAAAGAAGGCCGCUUACCAAGAUUGAUCGAUCGACGAUCUUGUGAAGGUGAACCGAUAGAUCCUGACCGCGUUGACGUUAUUUUAGAAGUUGCAAGUGAUCUCUCUAAGAGUAAGAGGGCAAUUCAACGACAUACAGUUGUAGACUCGUGUUCUAAGAAAGAGACAUUAAUAAAUGGAUUCAGAGUAACCGGUUUAUGUCCAUUUGAACCAAAUAAUGUUGAUUUUAGCAAGUGCAUUGCAAGGGUAAACCAACCCGAUGAUACACCCACGUCAGAAAAAAAUGUUAAGCAUAAUAUGAAUGUGUUGACCUAUUCAGAGUUUUGUAACAUUGUGGGUGAGUCAAUUCUUGAAAAAUGUCGAACAGUCUCUUCCAUUUUAGAGUCAGAUGAUAACUUUUUUGCAAUUUACAAUUUAUGGCAAAGAUUUGAGGCUGCAUCGGAAAACAAUAAUAAUUAUAGAAUUAAUAAUGACGUGGACCGUGGCCCUUUCGACAAACCGACCAAAAUCGUAGAAGACAAUUAUGUGACUGAUAUUAUAGAAGAUGACGAAACCCCUAGGUCGAUUCUUGAUGAAUUUACAGGUGAGUUAAUAAAUAAAAACGAAGAAAGAGAAGAUGAAAAGAAAGAAGUGUAUAGCGAGCCGACACUUCAGAAUAAUUUAAUAGAACGUAGUCUCACUCCGCAGCCUAGCACGUCAAAACAAGUCACAUAUUCGACGGUUUCCAUAAUUUCUAAUGUAUCUCUAACUGAAUACUUGAAACAAAACUUACCAUUAUCACCUAAGCGACAAGGAAAGCGCCAAAUAGAAAGACUGCCAUUUGCUUUAACUUCAGACCAAUACGUGGAAAGAAUAAAAGCAAAACAGUUAAAAAAAGAUUGA